Oncorhynchus kisutch (coho salmon) is the source of this 1600-nucleotide messenger RNA. Its product is annotated as ras-related protein Rab-19. The transcript is spliced from 4 exons. Gene Ontology annotation, molecular function: GTPase activity; GTP binding. NCBI's taxonomy places the organism in Eukaryota, Metazoa, Chordata, Actinopteri, Salmoniformes, Salmonidae. The coding region runs from base 382 to 1227 and encodes 281 amino acids. The record is from RefSeq and is a predicted model, not a curated record.
CGGAAAAACCUAAUGAGGGCGGGAAGGCAACAGGUGGAUGGAGGAAGAGAAAGUAACAUCCACUAACAAAGACAAUCUGGAGGAGAAAGACGGCAGCUCUUUUGACAGUGUAAAGGAGACUCAAUCUGUUUCUUAUUCUGUGUGGAAGAGUAGUGCGUACUACUGGCUGUUCAGUGCACUCUGUUGCCGUUGGAAAUGAACUGGGGCAACACCUGAGAGGAGGCUGGUCGGGAGCAGAAAGGGAAUGCUUUCUUCCUGGAGAAUUGAGCCGCUGUUAUCCUCACCUGGUGGAUGUACGGGGCGGAGAGAGGCCUGAUUGGAGGGAACAUUCUGGGCCUGACUGAAAGACCUGUGCUCCGUUCUCAGCUCUGAGGUGGUUAUAUGGCCAGAAGGAAAUCCUGUUUCAAACCUGAUCAACUAAAGAAUGCUAUUUUCCACACUUGUGCUGUGACCUACUACAGUACUGAAGCUACUGUAUAUGGAAGAACCUUCUCUGGCCAGGGAGGAUUUAGAAGUCACGAAGCGACAGGCCCAGACAGCCCACUCCUCUUCACGAUGCAACAGCCAACUGGAGGAGUGGAGCAGCAGGACGAAUCCUUUGAUUUCUUGUUCAAGAUCAUCCUGAUUGGAGAUUCUAACGUGGGCAAGACCUGCGUGGUCCAGAGCUUCAAGUCAGGACAGUUCUCAGAGAGGCAACAGAACACCAUAGGAGUGGACUUCACCGUGCGGACAGUGGACAUCGAGGGCAAGAAAAUUAAGAUGCAGGUAUGGGACACGGCUGGACAGGAGCGUUUCCGGACCAUCACCCAGAGUUACUACCGCAGCGCCCACGGCGCCAUGAUCGCCUAUGACAUCACACGCCACGGAACCUUUGACUCUGUGUCCAAUUGGAUCAGGGAGGUGGAGCUGUACGGCGCGGCCAAUGUAGUGCUCUGUCUCAUUGGUAACAAGUCUGACCUGGAGUCUGAGCGUCAGGUGUUGUUCCAGGAGGCAUGCUGUAUGGCUGAGGAGAGAGGCAUCCUGGCAGCGUUAGAGACCUCAGCUAAGGAGGCCCAGAAUGUGGACGAUGCCUUCAUGAUGAUGGCCCGCGAGCUGCUGGCACGCAACGGCACUGCCGUCCGGCAACAGGCCCCUAGCAACAAUGACUCGCCCCGCGUCCUGCUCCGAGCCAACUCACGACCAAUCAACGGGCCAGCAGUGAUCACAGACAGGAAGACGUGUUGCUGACAUAGAGAGGAGGAAGGACAACAGACGAAGUGUAAGAAUGGAUACCUGCGUGUGCCACUGUGUUACCUGGAAGAGGACAGAAUAAGGCAGGGAUCAUCAACUAGAUUCAGCCGCGGGACCAUUUUUUCUGGAACGGAUGUUCAGUGGGCCGGAACACAAUUACAAUUAAUUUGUAAACCACAAAUUGAGCGCAAGAAGCCCAAACAGAUAUAGUUUGACGAAACAUAAUCAUUUCAAACCUGGUUCACGUUUGUAUACGUUCACGUGUCUCUCCAUUAUGCGUGGGAAGCUGGAGCUGAUUUGGAGCUGAUUUCCUGGUGUUUCAACAAUCUUUAAUGUCAACAAUAACAAUUCCACAAAGAAAUAUAUAGUA